Owenia fusiformis is the source of this 1016-nucleotide messenger RNA. The record is from the annotation of a GenBank genome assembly. Lineage: Eukaryota; Metazoa; Annelida; Polychaeta; Sabellida; Oweniidae.
GUCAAACCGGAAGUCACACCUGAGAAAACUUUUAAAAAUGCGAAUUUAUCAAAACAUUAUGAAUUAGGAUACAUAUAGCGAUCAACAUGGGCUUCGAAAUAUUGCUUUAUGUACCCAACAUUAUAGGUUACAUCAGGAUUUUGCUGAUAGCGACAUCUAUCUCAUUUUAUUGGCAACCACCUGUUUUCCUCACUUUAUACAUUCUAUCAGUGCUACUUGAUGGUCUUGAUGGGUAUGCUGCAAGGCAACUUAACCAAAUCUCUGCUUUUGGGGCUUGGUUUGAUGUUGUGAUUGACAUAUGUGGACGGGGCUAUCUGUGGUGCGUCCUUUAUGACUGGGGCUACUUGGUAGCUGCUCUAGAAUGGAUAGUGUUUGUAUGUACACAUACACAGGGGGCAGAGUGGAAGAAGUCUUACAUACAGGCGCCAUGGUUUGUCUCCAUGGUGAUGGCAAAUAAUUUUAAAACCCCCAUGGGAGCAUAUGUGAUUACAGGCCUGCAUUUUCUACCAGUUUGGCUCUAUGCAUACUACACUAACUUCUUAACAUCAGGACUUGGCCUUCCUGUAUGGGUGCAGUUCUCUGGGAUAUGCAUGCUCAGUUCUGCUAGAGCUGUUUGCAUGUUUGUUGAGAUGUGGUGUGUGUUGGCUCACAUUAGAUAUCUAUUAAGCGAUGAGGCUAAUAGAGAAUUUAGUAUUAAAAAUACGACAAAUGGAUCUCUGAAAUCUGGCGGAACAACUCGAUAGUUUGCUGAAGGCUUUGAGCAGUAUACAGUGCCCAAGAGAGGAAGUGGCGUCUUAUAAUUGGAUAUGUUCAACAGAGUCCUCAACAUGUAUAAUAAAGUCUAAAAUUCGACAUAUUCAGAAGAGUCCAAAAUAGUUAUCGUAAGAUAGGGUUUUGAAUUGGACAUGUUCAAGGGAGGCCUGAAUUUGACAUUGUCAAAGGAGACCUAAAUCGGACAUGGACAAGAGAGGCCAAAUUAGGGCCGAAUAGGGCCUUGAAUAAAAAAGAUUUGAAUU